This is a messenger RNA of Pocillopora meandrina, 8678 nucleotides long. Lineage: Eukaryota; Metazoa; Cnidaria; Anthozoa; Scleractinia; Pocilloporidae. The record is from the annotation of a GenBank genome assembly.
AUGCUUUAUCUCCUUUUUUAUCUGCAUGGUACCUUACUUUUACUAUCGUUAGUUCUUGUAUGUAGUUUUGCGACUUAUCUGGUUUAUAAAAGACAAAAAUUCUUGCAUAUUCCGAGUCCACCUAUGUCGAGGUAAGAAGUUUUCAUAUCCUUGGAUAUUGAAUGCUCUCAAGCAAACCAGUUUACCCUUUGUUAGCGCCAAUUGCUUAGAAAAGGCCGUAGUCUUAACGGAGCCUCCAGUUGUUAUGCAAGGGGGUUGAUCCUACGGGAAAGCCAAUUCGGAGGCGUGAGGAGGGCGGAGGUUAACGUGAUUUAAAAGGCUAACCUUAGAGGCGACAACUACAUCUGUAAAAGUGACUUACCUCAACAUACGUAAAUCUCGCUGGCCUUUGGUAUUUUGUAUAAGAUCAAAAAAGUUUCACUUUACUAAGGAGAAUUUUUUAAAUAAAGUAAUUUGUUUAGACCUCUUUUUAAAUUUAUAGAUUGUCUGUGAGGAGUGGUCACUUUUAAGGAAGGAUUGAAAUUUGAAAAGACUUGGUCGGUAAUUUGCAAAAGCAAAACUUUUGCUUUUAAUUUCCAGUUGCUAAAUUUAGGUGAAUGAUGACAAUUGCUUUUUUUUCUCUUUUAUUUUCGGUAAAAGUUCACGAUAGAUCCAUUAAAGAGAAAUAUAUUAUGAUGCUAUCUUUGUUUUAAACACAAUCUAAUUUCCACAGCACCUUUAUGCCUAGAAUACCGGUUUAGAAAUAUAUGCUAUAGUGAACACUGUUUCCAUAAGUAAGUGACUUUUCCAUUCCUCACUUUUGAUGACUGUGCUGCAGACUAAACCUCUGUCAAUACGUCUUCUAAAUAUCUGUCAAUAGCAAGAUUAUGAAACUUGCAACCAAACAAUUUUACCAGCUUAAAGUUAUUCAAAAAUAAACUAAAAAAACUCAACCUCUUUAUGCUCUUAUUUCCACCAUCUUACAUUUUCGCUUAAGAUGUAUCACUUUUAUUAAAUGUACAUUUAUUGCCAUCAAUUGCUAUUAAGUAUCAUUACUAAAAAUAUUUUCUUCCACUCCAUCUUCCUUCACCUCAGCUUAAAAAUCACAUUAGAGUCCUGGGCCGGGUUGUUCAAAGCUAGGUUAAGAUAACCCAGGGUUAGUGUGAAAUCUGAUUUCAGAUCUGAUGGCUUUAAGAGAAAAUUCAGUUGGAUUCUUUUUGUCACGAAUAUGAUUAUUUGAUGCUCUAUAAAGAACACCAGAAACUAUCCUAAAAAGGCAUUUGAAUAAAGAAAUUCAGAUUAAAAUUUAACCUUGGGUUAGCACUAAUCAUCCUUCGAACAACUGGGCCCUGAAUGGUAAUAUUUACAAGUUCAUUGCUGUUAGUUUUUUUAAGGGCCAUGCAGAUGAGAUAAGUUCUAUGCUUCAUACAGGUUAUCCCACAGAUCAAAAGUUUCUGGAAUGGUAAGCUUAUUACUUUUUUUUUUUCAUGCAUGCUCAUAACCUUGUAUUUUUAAAUAUUAUUCUUAGUGGUUGCAAUAAUGGUUACAAUAUUUAAAAGUCACCCUAAAUUUCACUGUGGUGCACUCCAUAAUACUUCUUUCAGCACAUCUUUAUAAUGAGGAUGUAUGUUAAAAGAGCAUAAAAUUUCAGGGAACUGAACUCUGAUACUCUAACUGAGCUUAUGUUGUCACAAUUGUGCAUUCUGGAAGGGUGUUAGUUGAAGUCUAUAUGUCUAAUUAGGGUUACUACAGAUUAACUUUAGGGUUAGUAAACAAGCCCUCCUUACUACCUUGAGCUGAUUUUUAAUUCUUAAGAAAUACUUUUAUUCCAUAAUUUAAUGAUGACAGUGCCUACUACAUAUAGAGACUAUCAGAUGCAAUAUUUUUUAUCUGCACAAAUUGUUCUGCACUUUUAAUGAAUAACUUUCUUUUUAGCUCAUACAGGCUAUUCAGAAAAAGAUGCAAUGCACAAAUCUAAAGGAAACAUUUUUCUCCCCAAAAAGAACAUUCUGUUUGUAAAUUUUUAAAGUAGGCUAUUUAGAGACAUUUACUGUCUUUCACAUGCAGGCAUAUAGUGUAUGGCAAGGUUCUUGUUGUCUGGUUCUGGCACAUUCCUGUGCUUCUGGUGGUUGAUCCAGAAAUAAUUAAGGUAAAAAGAAAUUGUCUUUACAGGUUUAACACUAUUAGUACUCAAGAUUUGAUUACAUUUGCUUUAAUGAGCAUCUAGAUUUAUGACAAGUUUUAAAAAUCAUGAACUGAUCACAUAUGUGUCAACUUAAACUAAGCUAACUUUUUUUGUGUAGAAUGUGCUUGUAGUCAAGUGCCAACCUAAAGAGGCCAUGUCUUAUAAAAUACUGGGAAGUCUCUAUGGACAAAGGUAUUUAUCUUUCUGUUUUGGUUCCUUUCUUUUUUUGUUCUUUUCCUUGAUUUGUACAUCACCCUUCAAUUGUAUAGUCGAUCCAUUCUUCUUGCUUGCCUCUCUUUCUUCCUGUCUUUUUUCUUUCUUUCUUUCUUUCUUUCUUUCUUUCUUUCUUUCUUUCUUUCUUUCUUUCUUUCUCUCUCUCUUUCUUCCUUUCUCUCUUUCUUUCUUUCUUUCUUUCUUUCUUUCUUUGUUCCCUAUCCUGAGCUUCUUUUCAGUCACUUUAUCCAACCUACCAUCUCCUUUUACUUCCAUCAUCUCUUUCAUUUUCCCCUUUUUUGUAAUACCAAAGGAAUAAAGGUUUUGAAAACUAGGUGAAAUGUCUUAAGAAGGCUAUGGGUGGAAUACACAAUCACAAGAAUCUCAAUGCACAUUUCAAAAUCCAAAACUGAGACAGAAUCAUUUGGUACAUGUGAACUCUGUACUUUGAAGGUUAUACAUUCACUAUAUUUUAACAUUACAAAAACCACACUGAAACAUUUGUUGCUCACAACAAGUAAUAACUCAAAGUUACUGAUCUGGCGUAAUUCCUUUAAAUUGAGGAUGGCAACUAAGAGAAAAAAUAUAAGUACUUUGAGAGAAAUAUAUGAGGCUUGAACAGGAGCUUGAAACUGAUCAUUGCAAAGCUUUGAGAUUAGAUAUAAAGUUUAAAGCAUCCCCAUAAUUUUUCAAGGUAAUAUUAAUUGCCACUACCUGCAUAACAAUACUGUAACAGUUUCUAAGCCAAACACUUUAUAAAUGGGGCUGGGGGUGUAUUUGACAUCCAGCUAUUCACUGUUAUUGUAACUGUUGACUUACACUGAUUUUUCACAUGGUUUAACUGUACAACUUAUCUGUUUCAGAUUUCUUGGCCGUGGAUUGGUAACCAACCUUGAUGACGAUUCUUGGAAGAAAAGACGUGCCAUAAUGCACCCAGCCUUCCAUCGCAAGUAAGUAUUCCCCAUUGGAUGAAAAGGGAAAUUUGAAAGUCGUUUUUGAAAUGAUAAUGUUGUACAGUAUUAUUUGAUUGGAGUCACGUUUGGGAUUUCAUCUUAAAACUUAACAGAGACACCAAAACCAUAUUGUAAAACAGAAGAAUUAUGCCCAGCUGCAAGACUUCAUAAACAUUCUAAACAUUCUAAACAUUCACUUAAUUAGUACUCUAUAUUAAAUGGUGUAACUUUCAGGAGUCUAAAAGAUUUGAUGGGCUCUUUUAAUUCUACUGCUGACCUUUUGCUUGAACACCUGAGUACAAUGGCUGAUGGACAAACAGAAAUUCAUAUGUUUAACCAGUUUACCAAGGCAGCAUUAGAUGUCAUUUGUAAGGUAAUUAAUUUAUAUUUUUUUGUAUUUUGCCUCUUAGAAUUUUCUGGCUGCUAUAAGAUACUUUUCCACUUGAGUUGAAGGGGUAGGGGGUAGGGGCUCUUCCAUGUUCUACCUUCCAUCCCCCCCCUCCUCUCUCUACAGACUUUGCCCUUGAUACGAUUAGUCCCAUUCUCAUACAAAGCACUUAAUUCUCUGUAAUUACCUUUGUCAAAUCAGUCAGAUGCACAUAGUUAAAAUAUAUGACGUUCUUUUUUAUUGAAUCAAUCUCCAUCAUAAUGGAUAGUUGUUGGCCAGGACACCUCUGUUUUGUGCCCAAAUGUUUGUAUGGAAUAUGUGCCUUAUAAUUAAAUAUUUAUUUGAAUAUUAUUCUUAUAAGAGAGAGCCAAGCUAGCUCACUCUCUUGCUAUCUCACAGGUGGCAUUUGGCAUGGACUUAGAAAUUAUGAGUGGAAAGGACAACAAGUUUUCUGAAGCUGUCUCUUUGAGUUUUUAUGGAGUAGAAGAAGCAUCUUUUGACAUCUUCCACCGGGUGUGUUCUUUAUCUCGUCAUUAUCUAACGUAAUUUCAACCUCAAGGUUAAAGAUUUAACUUCCAACUUGCCCUUUGUGCAAAAAACGUUAGUCUGCAUGAAAAAGGUGCUCAGGGGUAAGGUAAGUGGUAGACUGUUGGUUGAAGAUAUGACCCCCGAGUUACCCAUCCCCUAUACCAUUAGUUGAGCUUACGAUGCUUGUUACUAUCUUGGACUAAGAUAAUUUUCAGAGUACCCCUCCCCUCCCCCCCCCCCGUUCGCUUCCCUACUUGGUGCUUUUUAUGAGGGGUUGAAAACGUGUUUUAGUUUUAACUAUUAAUAUUCGUGGGUGCUGUUUUAAAGUUCGUGGCCUAAAGUUUUUGUAAACGAUUGUGGGUAAACAUUUGCAAAACCAUGACACUUGUUCCUAUUUUUCCCCACUCUUUUGCAGUUCAACGUUUUCCAGUAUCCAUUCCAACGAAAAGUGGUUGAGGCUGUGCAGUUUUUGCGUGAAACUGGAAGGAGAGUGAUUGAAGCAAGAAAGCAUGCCAUGGCAAGAGGAGAAGAGGUCCCUGAUGAUAUAUUACAACGAAUUAUUCAGCAGCAAGGUUUGCCAACGGAAUCUGUUGUUUCCUUGGUCAGGGUCAUGUUAGGAGAGGAAGCAUAAUUUUGAACGUAAUUUUUCCUUUACCAUCUUUUGUUUUGCGUUUUCUGUUUUCAGAAGAAAUUCCUGAGCUUGGAAUUGAAGACUUAGUGGAUGAUUUUGUGACUUUCUUCAUCGCUGGUAUUAAAUAUUUCUAAUUUCCAUCUUUUGAGUGGAUGAUUUCAAAUUUUCUAUAUAGUUGUUUCUCUAAAUCAAAAAUAACCUUUCUGUACAGCGUUCUUGAAAAAAUCGUGUUAUGAUACGAUUUUGCAGUAACGAGUAAUUUGCUCUAAACUUACUCUCAAGGUUAAAGAUUGUGGUAUUUGCUUGAAUUUCGAGACGCUGGCGCUGUUGCGGCGUUUUCGAUAUAUAUUACGAUGUUACGAUGUUACGAUGUUACGAUGAGAUUACGAUGAUAUAUUAUGGUUCUUAGAACCCUUUAUUCUACCUCACUAUGACAAGGGAAUUUAGUAUUAUCAACUGAGUUGAUAACGUCAAUUGGCCACCGUUAAGAGUUUAAAAGCUGACGUUUCUAGCGUUAGCCCUUCGUCCAUCGCUUUGAGGAAUGGCUAAGGCACGAAACGUCAGCUUUUAAACUUUUCACGGCGGCCAAUUGACGUUAUCAACUCAGUUGAUAACACUAAAUUAUCUUGGUAUACUCCCUCACCGAUGCAGCACCACAGUUUCUUUAGAAACUGACCCCCUUUAUCCCAAUAUGAACCUGAAAGUUGGUCAAUUCAGCAGGAACCCGUUAGACAUGUAUGUACUACUUCAGUAUAACAGUUCCAAAUUAGGAAGGAUGAACGCCUCAACUGUUUUCCCCUUUUCUUUUGUCCCACAGAGUAAGUAACUUUCUUUAAGUUUUGUUUGUUUUUCGUUGUAGGUCAUGAAACUACUUCCAGUUUGUUGGCGUUUUGUGUUCUUGACCUAGGAGACCAUCCUGAUAUUCAGGACAGGUGAGGUGGAGUCAACCAGGCUGUUUAUAAGGUAAUUUAGUAUUGUCAACUGAGUUGAAAACGUAAAUUGGCCACCGUAGGGUGUUUAGCGGCUGACGUUUCAAGCGUUAGUCCUUCGUCAGAGCGAUUGACGAAGGGAUAACACUCGAAACAUCAGCCUUUAAACUCUUCAUGGUGGCCAAUUUACGUUUUCAACCUAGGUGAUAACACUAAAUUACCCUAUUAUUCUCUCCCACAGAUGCAGCACCAGAGUUUCUUUAGAAACUUACCCCCUUUAUUCAUCAGUCUCUUCAUACCUUCGGGAUUGAUACUCACAUUUCUAAUUUCCGCAAGAGAGAAGUGUUAAUGGCUCGGUUCGGUUUUGGCCUUUUUUUUACUCAUUAGUCCUCAGUCAUUUCUGUAGAACAAUUUUCAAUUGGGUGUCGAAGGUAUCUGGAAUUUCUUGUAAUUGCCAUACUUUGGUCUGUGAUUGGUCCCGAAAACUUGCGCCACUCUCUCAACCAAUCAGAUGUGAAAUUUGAAACUAAUCAUGACCAGGUCGCUCGCGUUUUGUAGGCUUUACUUUGAGUUCUCACUAGCUCCUAAAGGAAUUUUCCUUCGACUGAUUAGCCGUUGUGAUUACUGUGGCUUAGGUCUUACGACACUCAAUCGAAAAGCGCUCUAAUGCGCAUGGCAAAAGAUUCAAUGCGGGGAUUCAGUGCUGAUGGGAAACUUGUUUCCCUACCUUUGUGCUUUUGUAUGCGUGCGUCACGAUGAUGAGGAGUGGAAACGAGUCAGUCUUUGAGGGAAGGGGGUAAGUUUCUAAAGAAAGUGUGGUGCUGCGUCGGUGGGAGGUAUAACAAAAUAAUUUGGCUUCAUCAACUGAGUUGAAAGUGUAGAUUGGCCACCGUAAAGAGUUUAAAAGCUGACGUUUCGAGCGUUAACCCUUGGGCAGAGCGAAUGACGAAGGGCUAACGCUCGAAACGUCGGCUUUGAAACCAUUUACGGUGGCCGGUGUACGUUAUCAACUCAAUUGAUAAAACCAAAUUAUCCAGUCUGAGAAGUUCGUCGUGUAAGCUUGUACUAAACGUACCGACCACUCCUCUAAACUUACUUUGUUACAUCUGUUUCCUGUUGCUACUUGCGCAAACGUACAUAAACUGUUGUGUUUGAUUGAAGCCUGGUUGGAGAAGUGUUUGACGUUCUGGGCGAAAAACAGCAUGUCGCGUUUGAUGACUUGGCUAAACUCCACCAGUUGGGAUUGGUAAGGCUUCUUUUAGUGUUUAGUUAUGUGCCAAUGCAGUGACGUUCCAUUAUAUACUCCUAGCGUCAGAAGUUAUUAAGACUAAUGAAAUAUAUUUUUUUCUUAUCAAUUCAGGUGAUAAAAGAGACAUUGCGGCGUCAUCCACCAGCGACUGGUAACAUACGAAAGAUUGAAAAGGGUCAAGAUGUCGGAGGAUAUAAAAUACCUACAGAUGUCGCCAUCAUUGUACAGUAUUUUUGCACAUCUUUGUUUCUCCAGUUAACAACGUUUCUUAAGUUCGAAGCAAAUCUAUUAAGCAAAUGCAAAACCGGAUAAAAGCGCGAGUUUCAAGGAUUUUUUUUCAGGUGGAAGAGAAUGGGUAGUGGUUGUAGAAUGGCUAGCAAGUUUUGAAGUGCCCGCCCCCCCUCCCCCAUCCUACGUACCAUCGAGCUGUCAGAGCAGCAGUGGUAGACAUCUCUCAGUCUCUUUACGACAGUUGUGGGUCACUGUGGGUCAUAAUUUAUUAUGAAGAAGUUAGUUUGCAGUGGAAAGCCUUUUUAAGUGCGUUUGGUUCUCUCGUAGACGAGCACCUAUGUGGCCAGUCACUUUCCUGAAUACUGGAAAAACCCAGAGGAAUUCAACCCUUACCGAUUUGACGAUGGCGAAGUACUUAGGAGGUAUUCAGACAAGACAAAAAUUUAUAUGAAUUACUUUUUUAGAUUUUUUUUUACAGUUGGCAUUUUCCCUCUUGCGUUGCUUUGGCAGAGCUUGCUGACUCAUUUCAAGUUGCUUUAACUUUUUUCCAAAAUGGUUCCUCUGGCACAUUGAUGUAAAGAGUUUUUGUCUUGCGAUGUUUCACAGUCUUAGCCAUACUUGGGUUUGUGUUAAGAACAUGUAAUAAGUUUUGUUUUCUCGUCUGUUUUUUUUAGGUGUCAUUACAGCUACUUCCCAUUCUCACUUGGACCUCGCAACUGCAUUGGACUAAACUUCGCCCAGGUAAACAUGAGUGAGUGUUAGCUUUGGAGGACAGGACGCAGACAGAUAACAGCGAAACAUUUUGACAUCUAAAAGUAGUCUUAGGUUGAUUUAAGGACCUGGUCUGAGACACUCGAUUAUAUUUUCUUCAACUUGCUUUCUUUUCCCCUGCAUUUUUUUCAUUCCAAGUCAAAUUGCAAUAUGAGGUCGGCGAAGGGAAAUCUUUGAAUGGCUUACGGCCGGCGAUUUCAUAAGAAUUUUCGGAAAUCGCUCGAAUAUCUUCGGAAAGCUGUGAAUACCUCUGCAGUGACAAUUUAACUUAUGCAGCCACUUCCGUCAUCCCAGAACCGCUUUUUAACUUAACUGUAGACCAGAAAUCAGUCAGGUAACUUUUAUUUCCGUCAGUGCUAAUUAUUUCUCUCAUACUAGAUCGAGGCCAAGGUUCUGCUGUCACGCUUUCUUCAGACGUUCAAGUUUUCUUUGGUACCUGAUCAGUCGCGCGCUGUUCUUGAAAGAGGGACCCUCCGACCCAAGGAUGGUGUGAAGUGUACAUUAACUAAACGGCACUAGGAACAAAAGCGUUCGGUCCAAUUGAGUGUCUUUUAGCUGUUUUAUACAAAGAAAAUAUUUAUGGAUAACACCUCACAGUAUUCUGUUUAUUUUGAUUAAACG